Molecule: messenger RNA, 249 nt
Organism: Racocetra persica
Lineage: Eukaryota; Fungi; Glomeromycota; Glomeromycetes; Diversisporales; Gigasporaceae
Source: the annotation of a GenBank genome assembly
AGAGAAAAUGAGACAUGUGAAGAGCGUGAAACACGUCUUGCCCUUGAUCGGGAGAAUAAACGUCGGAAAAGAGCAAUAGAAACUAUUGAAGAGCGUGAAGCGUGGCUCGCACGUGAUCGUGACAGAAAACAAAAAAAAAGGGCAUUAGAGACUAAUGAACAACACGAAGAACACCUGAAAUAUUAUCGUACUUACCAUGAAAAAAACAGUCAACCAAAUUCAAGCUCAACUGAAACGCAGUUGAAUUAA